CCAGAGUAGAGGCAAAAGCAAUCCCCCACCCCCAGCCUCCUUUCCCCGCAUACACACAUCCACACACUCACACCCCACCCCCUAGUCUGGCUGGGAAUUUGAACCGAUCCAGCCUGUUUAAACGGAAAGGACACAGAUCUUCAAUGUAAAAAAAAAAUCAGAUCAGACCCAGAGAGAGAGACGGAGAGGGAGGAGUGUGUGUGUGUGAGUGUGUGUGUGUGUGAAAGAGGGAGAGGGAGCGAGAGAGCAAGAGAGAGGGAGAGAGAGAGAGAGGGAGAGAGGGAGGGAGAGAGAAAAGAAGAGGGGGAAAAAAAGGAAAGAAGAUUUUCUCUAUGUAUAUAAAGAUGGCCACGUUAGCAAACGGACAACCAGACAAUACCAGCCUGAGUAGCAAUCACAGCAACCCCAGCACCAACGGGCAUAUGAACGGAUUAAACCAUAGUCCCGGAAACCCAUCCACCAUCCCAAUGAAGGACCACGAUGCCAUUAAGCUCUUUAUUGGGCAGAUCCCCCGUAACCUGGACGAGAAAGACCUCAAACCGCUCUUCGAGGAGUUCGGGAAGAUCUAUGAACUGACGGUGCUGAAGGACAGGUUCACUGGCAUGCACAAAGGCUGUGCCUUCCUAACAUACUGCGAAAGGGAGUCUGCUCUAAAGGCCCAGAGCGCACUGCAUGAACAGAAGACGCUGCCAGGGAUGAACAGACCGAUCCAGGUGAAACCAGCGGACAGCGAAAGCCGAGGAGAAGAUAGAAAACUCUUUGUGGGCAUGCUCAAUAAGCAGCAGUCAGAAGAUGACGUGCGCAGGCUGUUUGAGGCAUUUGGCAACAUCGAGGAGUGCACAAUCCUUCGGGGACCCGAUGGCAAUAGCAAAGGAUGUGCUUUUGUGAAAUACUCUUCACAUGCGGAGGCCCAAGCAGCCAUCAAUGCCUUGCAUGGUAGCCAGACAAUGCCGGGAGCCUCUUCAAGCUUGGUGGUGAAGUUUGCAGACACAGACAAGGAGCGUACAAUGAGACGCAUGCAGCAAAUGGCAGGACAAAUGGGCAUGUUCAACCCCAUGGCCAUCCAGUUUGGAGCAUAUGGUGCUUAUGCACAGGCACUGAUGCAGCAGCAAGCCGCGAUCAUGGCAUCCGUGGCACAGGGUGGCUACCUGAACCCCAUGGCAGCCUUUGCCGCAGCCCAAAUGCAGCAGAUGGCAGCUCUGAACAUGAACGGCCUGGCGGCUGCCCCCAUGACACCAACCUCAGGUGGAAGCACACCUCCUGGCAUAACUGCACCAGCUGUGCCUAGCAUCCCAUCUCCAAUUGGGGUGAAUGGUUUCACUGGCCUCCCACCACAGGCUAACGGGCAGCCUGCUGCAGAAGCCGUGUUUGCUAAUGGCAUCCACCCUUACCCAGCACAGAGCCCCACUGCAGCAGAUCCCUUGCAGCAAGCCUAUGCUGGAGUGCAGCAGUACGCAGGUCCUGCAUAUCCUGCUGCUUAUGGCCAGAUUAGUCAAGCGUUCCCACAGCCACCUCCCAUGAUCCCACAGCAACAGAGAGAAGGACCAGAGGGCUGUAACCUGUUUAUCUACCAUCUGCCCCAGGAGUUUGGGGAUGCUGAGCUGAUGCAGAUGUUCCUGCCUUUCGGUAAUGUCAUCUCCUCGAAAGUGUUUGUGGAUCGGGCGACAAACCAAAGUAAAUGCUUUGGUUUUGUGAGUUUUGACAAUCCUGCCAGUGCUCAAGCUGCUAUCCAGGCUAUGAAUGGCUUUCAGAUUGGCAUGAAGAGGCUGAAGGUGCAGCUGAAGAGGCCAAAGGAUGCCAAUCGUCCCUACUGAAGAGUUGUAGGAACCACUGGAUACAAAGCACUAGCACAGAGCCAGUCAAAUCCACCACAGUCUCGCGCUGAGCUAGGAAAAAAGUUCACGUAAUGACAUGAAAGUGGAGAAUACAGUCCCCCAGGCCGGCAGCAGCUGAAUGGGCUACAUUUAGAAAAAAAAAAAAAAAAGAGUAUAUACAUAUUAAAAAAAAACAGGAACUGUUGGAUUACACCUUUGACAUAUCAGCAAAUAUCAAUCAAGCUGAAGACUUCAGACUUAUUCUCUCUUUGAUUGUUUAGACUGUAACAUUUCUUCAAGAAAAGUAUCACAUCUGCUGACUUCGAAGGACAUGCGCUUGAAAACAAACAAACAAACACAUAAGUAAAAUCAGAACAGGAACAAGAUCAACUAGGAUUUCUGAAGAGACACUGAUAUCACCACAGCGGCUUUUCUUCAAACAGGAGAUGCAAACUUGGAUACUGACAAAGGAGUGCCUGUUUGCCACCAAGGAUGCGGUUACCAUGCGUGACCCAUGGUAACAGUCACUGAGCAUCUUUAUUUGUCAUUCCUUAGCUAUAUAGGGACCAAAGGACAAAACUUUUUACCGCAGACUUGUAGCUGUAUGUAAAAUAUGGAAGUUCUUUCCUUUUCUCUGAGCUGUUCCUAAAACAGUUUUUGAGAGGAAUUAUAUGAAAUAUGUAAAAACUUAAAAA
This is a messenger RNA of Dryobates pubescens (Downy woodpecker), 2509 nucleotides long. RefSeq names its product CUGBP Elav-like family member 4 (gene CELF4). Gene Ontology annotation, molecular function: mRNA binding. The transcript has 14 exons. Gene Ontology annotation, biological process: mRNA splice site recognition; regulation of alternative mRNA splicing, via spliceosome. Gene Ontology annotation, cellular component: cytoplasm; ribonucleoprotein complex; nucleus. Lineage: Eukaryota; Metazoa; Chordata; Aves; Piciformes; Picidae. Bases 333 to 1814 code for a protein of 493 amino acids. The record is from RefSeq and is a predicted model, not a curated record.